Molecule: messenger RNA, 1036 nt
Organism: Carica papaya (papaya)
Lineage: Eukaryota; Viridiplantae; Streptophyta; Magnoliopsida; Brassicales; Caricaceae
Cellular component (GO): chloroplast
Source: RefSeq, a predicted model, not a curated record
GUGGCAAGGUCCAUUGUUCAGAUGGCUGGCUUCGAGAUAGAUGUAUGGCCCAAAUCGAUGAGCCUUCCAGAGUGAAGGUUUGAUAAGUGGUUGGUAUCCGCUUCUUCGUCUGUUGUAUCUAGUUGCUGAAGAAGAAGAAAAGGAGGGAGUCGGAGGCAUGGCAAAUGCCCUUGUCUCUUUUCCACUUCCAACUCAAUCCCCAAUCUGUUGUCGCUCUUGCAGUAGUUCAUGGUUCUGUUCUCCAUUAACUCCUAGUAAAUACCCAUCAAAGUCCUUUCUCGCUUUCUCCUCCUCUUCCUCUUCUCCUUCUUCAACUUCUAUUGUCGAAGAUGACCCUCCUCCUCCAAAUCCAGUCACUACACUUUCAGAAUCUGCCACGAACGACUUGGACGACCUUCCUUUUAGGGGCUGUAAGACCUGUGGGAGAGAGGAAUUGGAGAGGGGAUGCAAUGGAGAGGGUAGAAUUCAAGGAGGGAUUGCAACAGUGCCAGGCUUUGGUUGGUGGCCGAUAAAGGCUUACAGGCCUUGCCCUGGAUUCGUAGCAUCUGGUGGUAGAUAUAGGCGACGUGGGCAGAGCAUGGAUGAGGUUGCUUUUGGAAGGGGGGAGAAAACAACUUCUAUACAGACUAGUGAUGAAGAUUCUAGCAAGAAGAAGCAAGGUCCGAGGAAAUUUAAGAGGUAAUCUUCGUGUCGUUCGGAAGGAUUCAUCAACUGAGCAGCCAUUGCUAUUGCAGUAGCAGCUCAUGGGUCUUCGCAUGUAAUACUUACUCUCUCUCUCUCUCAACACAAGAAAAACAGGAAGUGUGUUCUAAACGUGGAUGUUAAUAUUAUAAUUCUACAUGUUUUUGGGCAUAUUACGCGUCCUCCUAGAAUGGGAUGGAGAAACUGUGGAUGCUUGUUCUAGUUGAAGAGGGAAUUUCCUUGUACAAUAGGUAAAACUGAUUGCGAACACGAUGUACAAUCGCAAUCUUAAUUGCAAUUGUAUUGAUCGAUUCAAAGUUCUAUGAAAUUAUUCUAUCAACACCAAAUACAUAUA